Messenger RNA from Paramecium tetraurelia, 1362 nucleotides. RefSeq lists its product as uncharacterized. The record is from RefSeq and is a predicted model, not a curated record. Gene Ontology annotation, cellular component: cytoplasm; nucleus; cyclin-dependent protein kinase holoenzyme complex. Lineage: Eukaryota; Ciliophora; Oligohymenophorea; Peniculida; Parameciidae. The transcript has 3 exons. Gene Ontology annotation, molecular function: cyclin-dependent protein serine/threonine kinase regulator activity. Gene Ontology annotation, biological process: regulation of cyclin-dependent protein serine/threonine kinase activity; mitotic cell cycle phase transition.
AUGAGUCAAUUGGAACCAUUUGAACAUCAUUAUAGUAAUCAAUAUUUGGAGGUAUUCGGAUGCUGUCAUUAAAAUCGACACACUUAUUCUGACAAAGUCGUAUGCAAGGAAUGUGGGAUAUUUUUAAAUAAUCCAAAUACAAGAGUAUAUAAAACACUGAAAAUGAAAUUUAAUGCUUAUUUCAAUCCGAUCAAAGUGUUAUAAAGUAUCUUAGUUGAAGGAACACCGAAAGGACCUGCUAAACAACGCUAACAGAUUAUCGAAUUCAUUUUGUAGGCUUCUGAAAGAUUAAAUCUAUCUUUAAAUACAUCAUUUUUAGCUAUUAACUACAUUGAUGAAUAUUUCAGCAGAGUUACGAUCAAUGAAAAUUAAACCUAUUUAUUUGUAGCAACUGCCUUAAUGCUUGCAGCAAAAGCCUAAGAACUUGAUGAACGAGUCCCUUUCAUUAGUAAACUGAAAAGAUAUGCCUCAAUGACUAAUCAUCCUGAAGUCAAUCAAUAUUCAAUUCAAGAGUACAAAUUUGCAGAGAGAUCCUUGAUUCAAACUAUGGACUGGAAAUUGCAAAGAGUCACCUUACUAGAUCGAAUAGAGGCUCUCCUAUCAUUUGGAGUUAUAGAUGAUGAUGAUAGUUUGGGACAGCAACUACAGAAAGAAAACAAGGAUAGUUCACAUUAAUAGCACGUUAAAUUGAGGGAUCUUUAAGAGAGUUAAAUAUUAUAAUAUGUGAAAGAGGUUGAGAGUAAGUAUGCAGACAUAGCAUUACAAAUCAUAAGAGAUGAUCACUUGUAUUUCGAAACAGAUCAGACUAUCCUAGCACUAUCUUGUGUGGCUUACUUGAGAAAGAAGGCAGGAUUACUCAACAUUUGGUCAUAGUAAUUACAGUGUCUGACUGGUAUAAGUGCAUAAAAGAUAUCCUCUUCUGUUUCACAAAUUAUGACACUUAUUGCUAAAAGCAAGAGUUUUAAAACUAUCACUUCACUUUAAAUAAACCCGUAGGAAGUUUACUUUUAACCUUUAAUGCCUACUAAUACAUUGACGACCAUCAGUACUAAUCAUCUCAACAAUCGACCAUACCCAUUCGAAACCAAACGGUAAUCUUAUGGGGAUAUUAUGAUGCAAAAUAGUAAACUGAAGAUUUAUUAAUCAUAAUCGACUCUGCAAAUGCUUGAUGUGCAGAAAUAAAACCAUUUAUAUAAAAAUACUAAUUUUACUACAACCACCAAUUAUUCAUACCUCAACGAGAAUCCUGUUCCUCAUACUCACAUGGUGCAAUAGUUUGCUGCUUUACAAACUCAAGAACUUGACAAAAAGUAUGAACAAGUGCAUAAAGUAAGUGCUAGCAUGUUCAGGCCUAUUUAAUGA